Messenger RNA from Cajanus cajan (pigeon pea), 1200 nucleotides. RefSeq lists its product as uncharacterized. The record is from RefSeq and is a predicted model, not a curated record. NCBI's taxonomy places the organism in Eukaryota, Viridiplantae, Streptophyta, Magnoliopsida, Fabales, Fabaceae.
UGCCAUGGAGAAGAGAAGAGAAGAGAAGAGAAGAGAAGAGAAGAGAAGAGAAGAGAAGAGAAGAGAAGAGAAGAGUGACACUAAUUUUAAACGCAUAUUGCACUUGCAUAAAAAGAGGAAGAUAGAUAGUGCAAGUAACAUAUAUUACCUAGUUAAGUUAUAUCUAAUUCUCUUGAGCUUUGAAAGAUAUGGAAUGGAGGAAGUGCUACUUGGAUGUCAUAUUGGUGCCCUUGGGAUUUCUAACUAGCAUUGGCUACCAUUUCUGGCUAUGGCAUAGGGUUCGAACUCAGCCACACACAACCAUCAUUGGCAUCAAUGCUAGUGGUCGUAGGAAUUGGGUUAAUGCCAUGAUGAAGGACAAUGACAAGAAAAACAUUCUGGCUGUUCAAUCACUAAGGAACACAAUCAUGGGUGCCACCCUAAUGGCCACAACCUCAAUCCUCCUAUGCUCAGGCCUAGCAGCAGUGAUAAGCAGCACCUACAGUGUGAAGAAGCCUCUGAAUGAUGCAGUGUAUGGGGCACAUGGUGAGUUCAUGGUGGCACUCAAAUAUGUCACACUCCUCACCAUUUUCCUCUUCUCAUUUUUCUGCCACUCCCUCUCCAUAAGGUUCAUAAACCAAGUAAACAUCCUCAUCAACACCCCACAGGACCCCUUGUCCCUUGUCACCCCUCAGUACAUCAAUGAGAUCCUGGAAAAGGGCUUCAUCUUGAACACUGUGGGAAACAGGUUGUUCUAUUCUGGCUUGCCUCUCUUGCUUUGGAUCUUUGGUCCUGUUCUUGUGUUCCUGUGCUCCCUCACUAUGGUCCCUGUGCUUUACAAUCUUGAUGUUGUGUUCACCAGUGGGAAAGGGGUUAAGGGGGAUGCCAAUCAAAACGGGGAUUUUGUAUGAAAUUAAAAAAAAUGGAACCCGUAACAAUCGGUUAUGAAUUUGGAUAUGGUUUAGAAGGACCAAUACGAUAUUUUCUAUGAAAAAUAAAGAAUAUUUUUUAGUGAAGUCGUUAAAAGUCAAUGUCCUUCUAUACCUAUGUCUGAACAUGUUUUAUGGGUAAGUGAAAGUGAGAAUAUAUUGAAGUAGGGUUUUUUCUCAUUUUGAUUAUGAAAACAUGUGCAUGCAUAUGUAUGCUCUACCCACUGUAAUCCAGUAGUUUCCAUAAGUUGCGUUGUGAAUAAAAAGCAUACGUGGUGCAUAGUUUUGAUUU